AUGUUUAGUGUCAUUAGAAGGAAACUCCGGCACCUUUAUUCAAGGAUAUUGUGGCUACUAUGGAAGCGCCCCAGGUCUAAAGUUGUUAUCAAAAGGUUUAGAAAAUUGAACUUUAAGGGUCAACUUAGAGCAGAAUUGAGUAAAAAUAAAUCUAGAAGUGACUCAAAUGGCCUCUUGGUUGAGUCUGAAUCUGGAAGGCCUAUUAGGAUUGCUACAUUCAAUGUUGCCAUGUUUUCACUUGCACCUGCUGUUUCAGAAUUUGAUGAAUGGAUUGUCUCCAAUCAUGAGCAUGGAUCUAACAAGAAGAAUCUCACAAAAGGUGAUUUUCCCAAGAGUAUACUAAAGCAAUCUCCAUUGCAUGCCUCUAUGAACAAAGCUCAGAAUCUUUCUGACUCCAAGAUCCUGCCACGUUCAAAUUUGAAGGUUUCUAUUAAUCUUCCUGACAAUGAGAUUUCAUUGGCAAACAGUAGGUUGCUUGCUUCAAUGGAGAGCAAAGAGGGCACAUCAGAGACGAUUAUGGGAAAUGUUUCUGGCAGGCAUCAAGUCCCUGCAAGGUCUCCUGUGUGCUUUCCUUUCAUUAUGAACUACAGUGAAGGCAGUGAGAGAUUCACAAGCAGCAGAAGCAUCCUCGAAGUUCUGAGGGAGAUUGAUGCUGAUGUGCUGGCCCUGCAGGAUGUGAAGGCAGAGGAAGAGAAGAACAUGAAGCCUCUUUCUGAUUUGGCAGCUGCCUUGGGGAUGAAAUAUGUGUUUGCCGAGAGUUGGGCUCCAGAAUAUGGAAAUGCCAUCUUAUCCAAAUGGCCAUUUAAGAAGUGGAAAGUUCAAAAGAUAGCUGAUGAUAAUGAUUUCAGGAAUGUUUUGAAGGCUACCAUUGAUGUACCCUGGGCAGGAGAAAUAAAUUUCCACUCUACUCAACUUGACCACUUAGAUGAGAAUUGGAGGAUGAAACAAGUGCAGACAAUAAUUCGAUCCAAUGACCCUCCUCAUAUCUUGGCAGGAGGUCUCAAUUCUCUAUAUGGAGCAGAUUACUCAUCUGAGAGAUGGACAGAUAUUUUUAAUUAUUAUGAGAAGCUCGGAAAGCCAAGGCCAAGGUCAGAAGUCAUGAACUUCAUGAAAUCAAAAGGCUAUGUUGAUGCAAAGGAUUACGCAGGAGAAUGUGAGCCCAUCGUCAUCAUUGCCAAAGGCCAAAAUGUGCAGGGGACAUGCAAGUAUGGCACAAGAGUAGAUUACAUUUUGACUUCCCCAAACUCACCGUACAAAUAUGUACCAGGAUCCUACUCUGUCAUCUCUUCAAAAGGAACUUCUGAUCACCAUAUAGUGAAAGUGGACAUUAUGAAAGUAAAUGCAUAUGGUCAGAAAAAUGUCAUUAGACAGUGCAGGAAACUAAAGAGGAAGGUUGUGAAAAUAACACCACCAUGUUCUGCAACAGGUGUAAGGGAAUCAACCCCACCUACCAAAAUACUUGUACCGUAG
Sphenostylis stenocarpa is the source of this 1470-nucleotide messenger RNA. NCBI's taxonomy places the organism in Eukaryota, Viridiplantae, Streptophyta, Magnoliopsida, Fabales, Fabaceae. The record is from the annotation of a GenBank genome assembly.